AUGCGAUUUUCAAGAAGUAAUCCUCAUUCCUCACUUCCUUUAUACAAAGAACAUUCAAAGUCUACUUCAACUUUUAGGAGUUCGAAGCAAUUAUUGAUUAUCGGCCUUUUUUAUAUUAUUUUAAUCCUGUUUCUUAUUAAUCUUUUUAAUUUUUUACUUUUUCAUAAAUCCGAAUCUUCGUCUAUUACAAAUCUUGAUUAUUCUUUCAUACUUCCUAAUCCAUCACAUUCAGAUCUCCAAGAUUUAAUAAUAGUUGCUGGACAUGCCAUAUAUUUAGGUAACGGAUUAGAAAAGGUGGAGCAAGAUGACAACUGGAUUUUGGAGAAUUUCCAAAAAGGUGGACAUGUGAAAACUUUUUUGAAUCAUAUAAGAAAAGGUUUAGAAUUAGCUCAACAAAAUACAAAGGCAUUAUUAGUAUUUAGUGGUGGUCAAACUCGACCCGCUGCUGGACCAAUGAGUGAAGCACAAAGUUAUUAU
Messenger RNA from Dentiscutata heterogama, 477 nucleotides. Lineage: Eukaryota; Fungi; Glomeromycota; Glomeromycetes; Diversisporales; Gigasporaceae. The record is from the annotation of a GenBank genome assembly.